GUGUAGCGCGGAACAUGAAGCGAUUUUUUUUUUUAAACAGUCGUUAGCUGACAUGCUAAGAUCAUGUAACAUGCUUAAAUACUCGAUAACUAAAAGUCUAAACUAACAAACGACUUUAUUAACCUCAAGUUUAAGCGCGUACUUCAAGACGGUGUUCGCGUUAGCUGGCUAGUUAGCUACCGGUGUUACGGAUUAACGAGCGACCGUGUUAAACGGCGACCUUUGGCGGGGUUGUCAUAGUUACCACAGCCGUUAAAAAUUUAAACGACGCUGUUGUUGUCAAAUAAUGACACGAGUCUGAUUUAUAUAACCACGACAACCACGGAGGCAUUCGGCUGAGGGGUCACCAGUUAACACGGUCGCGUGUUAAAGCGGAACACCGGUUGGUCGAUAUUAUCCUGUAGCGUCGUUUUAAAGCCUCGUUUGGACACUCGCACACGUGUUCGGGUGUGUAUGACGUGCUCCAACGUUAGUCAUGGAUAAAUGUCACAUCUGCCUGAGCUGCUUCGAUGGACAGGCUGUGGGCUCCCUGGAGAGCUGUGCACACGUGUUCUGUCAUCAGUGUAUCCUGCAGUGGUCUCAGACGUCAAACACUUGCCCGGUGGAUCGGAUCAGUUUUGCGUUCAUCCAUCAGAGGCGACGUCCCGGAGGAGACGUUCAGAAGAAGAUCAAGGUGAGGAUGCAUAAAAAAGAUGAUGACGAUGAAGAGGAGGAGGAGAGCGGUGCUGUUAUCUGUGAGGAGUGUGGACGCAGCGACCGAAGGCACCGGCUGUUAGUGUGCAUACAGUGUGAUUCAGGGUAUCACGUGGACUGCCUGACACCGUCAUUUAACACGAGACCUGAAGGUGACUGGAUUUGUCCCGAGUGUGCGGUCAGUCCUCAGCGUACAGGAAGUAACAGUCCCCGUACAGACGGCUCCAUGGUGGUGGAGGAGGAGAUCAGUGAUGGAGAACUCGCAGACCUUCUCGCUGAAGCAGAUGAAACCACAUCGACCAGCAGUCGCCUUCGGCCGUCCACCGCGAACCGUUCCAGCAGCUCAGCUGAACGACGCCACAGCCGGAGGAUCCAGAACAGAGCGAGCAGUGAUCCUGAUCCUCGGCCUCAAACAUCCUGGCACGUUCCUAAAUAUCUGUUAAAGGCUGCAGACGAAGAAGCUUCACCUCGUCACAGUGACACCAGCAGCAGCAGCACUGCUUCAGUCACGUUAAAGUCGAGAAAAGGGAAGAAGCGUGCAGCUUCAUUUCCUCACAGGAGACGCCGUGGAUCGCCCACCGACUCAACAGAUUAAAGAGCUCCUGCCUGAAGCGACCACGAGGUGGCGGCGUCGUGUUUGAACUGAACUGAGCAGAAACUCUCUGCUCUUCUUUGUUUGUUUUGCUUUAACUAUUCUGUACUUUUAUAUCCUUCAAUAAAUCUCAUGUAAAGACCAA
Molecule: messenger RNA, 1430 nt
Organism: Larimichthys crocea (large yellow croaker)
Lineage: Eukaryota; Metazoa; Chordata; Actinopteri; Sciaenidae
Product: PHD and RING finger domain-containing protein 1-like
Exons: 7
Coding region: 476-1288 (270 amino acids)
Source: RefSeq, a predicted model, not a curated record